Messenger RNA from Drosophila nasuta, 967 nucleotides. RefSeq lists its product as uncharacterized. Bases 86 to 766 code for a protein of 226 amino acids. The record is from RefSeq and is a predicted model, not a curated record. Gene Ontology annotation, molecular function: protein binding. NCBI's taxonomy places the organism in Eukaryota, Metazoa, Arthropoda, Insecta, Diptera, Drosophilidae. The transcript is spliced from 3 exons.
UCGACAAAGCUUAGGAACUCAAGCACACACCUUAACACAACUAAAACAAAUUUGUUCUGUGAAAGUCAUGUUUUAGUCGAUUAAAAUGAAGCUGGUAAUAUUAUUUUUGACAUUGAUCUGGCAAAUCCGUAUGGUUACCCAAGGCAUUGAAAACUGUGGAUGUCAUUUGAUCAGCAACCAAAAUGAGCGCACAGCUGACUGCUCAAACCGCUUCGAAAUAAACUAUGACUGCCUCUCGCAUUUUAAACCAACUGAACUGAUAUUACAAAAUAAUGGUUUAACGGAGAUACCACCACAAUUGUUUCAGUAUAACUUCAAUAAUGUUCAGCAACUUGAUCUUUCUUACAAUGCGAUUAAGAAUUUGCCUGACAAUUCGAUCCACUUUCUUGAAGACUUAAAGACCUUUAACGUGAGCUGCAAUUCUUUGAAGAAUCCAUUGGAAUUGUUGCCGAUAAGAAACGACGUCGAAAUCUUUAUUGCCAACAAUGUGUUCAAGUGCAAUUGCGAAGAGCCGAAACUAUUUGAACUUAAUGAACGUAUAAAAAAGCAAAAGAAGCAAAAAACAACUUUGUAUUGCCUUCGUGAUGAUCUAAAUGAAACACAGAAGAGUAUUCCUCUGACCGCAAAAUGUAACAAUCCCGAGGAGCCCCAAAAACAUUGGAAGCAAAAAGCCAUUCAAAUGGGCAUUGUAGUUAUUAUAUGCGUUGCUAUAUUAAUUUUUGCACAGAUAAUUCAAGAUGUGUGGUAUGCUUGUCAUGAAACUUAAAAAAAUCAAAAAUGUCUGUCAAACUGAGCAGCUGAUCGUGUGAUUAGUUUACGCCUGCUCAGUGCAUAUUUAAUCCUAUAAAGUAUAUAUCAUCAUUUUCAUAAUUAUGUUUUCUCAUAUUUAAUGAACAAAACCGAAUUUGGUUAAAAUCAUGUUAUAUAAAAUAUAUUCCAAUACUUUUUCCGAAGAAAUAAAAAUCAA